UCACCCGUUUCUCUCUCUCUCCUUUAAAUAAAACCCUAACUUUCUUCACCACUCUCACUCACACUCUCUCUCUUUCUAUUCUCUAUUAUCAUCUUCACCAAACGCAAACACUCUCAGCCUCACAUUUCUCAUUUCUUCACCAUGGCCAAAAUUAAGAUCGGAAUCAACGGAUUCGGAAGAAUCGGACGUUUGGUCGCAAGAGUGAUCCUCCAGAGGGACGAUGUUGAGCUUGUCGCUGUCAACGAUCCUUUCAUCACCACCGAUUACAUGACAUACAUGUUUAAGUACGACAGUGUUCACGGUCAAUGGAAGCAUCAUGAACUUAAGGUAAAGGAUGAGAAGACUCUUCUCUUCGGUGAGAAGCCCGUCUCCGUCUUCGGUUGCAGAAACCCAGAGGAGAUCCCAUGGAGUCAGACUGGUGCUGAUUUCGUCGUAGAGUCCACUGGUGUCUUCACCGACAAAGACAAGGCUGCUGCCCACUUGAAGGGUGGUGCCAAGAAGGUUGUCAUUUCAGCUCCUAGCAAGGAUGCCCCUAUGUUUGUUGUUGGUGUCAACGAGCACGAAUACAAGUCAGACCUUCACAUUGUUUCCAAUGCCAGUUGUACCACCAAUUGUCUUGCUCCCUUGGCCAAGGUUAUCAACGACAAGUUUGGCAUUGUUGAGGGUCUUAUGACAACUGUUCACUCCAUCACGGCUACCCAAAAGACCGUUGAUGGUCCAUCAGCUAAGGACUGGAGAGGUGGAAGGGCUGCAUCAUUUAACAUCAUUCCCAGCAGCACCGGAGCAGCUAAGGCUGUUGGAAAGGUUCUGCCAGCUCUGAAUGGGAAGCUGACAGGAAUGGCUUUCCGUGUUCCAACUGUUGAUGUUUCUGUUGUUGACCUUACUGUCAGACUUGAGAAGGCUGCUACCUAUGAGGACAUUAAAGCUGCCAUCAAGGCGGAAUCAGAAGGCAAAAUGAAGGGAAUUUUGGGAUACACUGAAGAUGAUGUUGUUUCCACCGACUUUAUUGGUGACAACAGGUCAAGCAUUUUUGAUGCCAAAGCUGGUAUUGCUUUGAACGACCACUUCGCAAAGCUCGUGUCUUGGUAUGACAACGAAUGGGGUUACAGUUCCCGUGUGGUUGACUUGAUUGUCCACAUGUCAAAGACAGAGUAAGCUGUUUGUUCAAGUUGCUCUCGGCGUGCAUUCAUUCAGCGUUAAUCCUCUGUUGUCAAGAUAUAGUUCAUUUAGAAUAAAGCGGGAUUUUGUGGAAUUAAACUUUCGGAGGUUUUGUUUAGUUUCUUAAGUGUUGGCAAUUUGGGUUGUGUCCCUUGAUGUUUUGUCAUUAAUCAGCUAUUGUUUCUGGCCUAUAAUGGAGUUAUCAAACGAUGUUUUGCUUUGCAUAAUACAUAGCUGCAGUUUUUCGA
This is a messenger RNA of Beta vulgaris subsp. vulgaris (sugar beet), 1406 nucleotides long. Its product is annotated as glyceraldehyde-3-phosphate dehydrogenase. The record is from RefSeq and is a predicted model, not a curated record. The transcript has 12 exons. Gene Ontology annotation, molecular function: NAD binding; NADP binding; oxidoreductase activity, acting on the aldehyde or oxo group of donors, NAD or NADP as acceptor. NCBI's taxonomy places the organism in Eukaryota, Viridiplantae, Streptophyta, Magnoliopsida, Caryophyllales, Amaranthaceae. Gene Ontology annotation, biological process: glucose metabolic process. Bases 142 to 1155 code for a protein of 337 amino acids.